Alexandromys fortis (reed vole) is the source of this 4902-nucleotide messenger RNA. RefSeq names its product C-C motif chemokine receptor 7 (gene Ccr7). Bases 660 to 1796 code for a protein of 378 amino acids. Gene Ontology annotation, biological process: G protein-coupled receptor signaling pathway; cell chemotaxis; calcium-mediated signaling. The transcript is spliced from 3 exons. Gene Ontology annotation, molecular function: C-C motif chemokine 19 receptor activity; chemokine (C-C motif) ligand 19 binding; chemokine (C-C motif) ligand 21 binding. NCBI's taxonomy places the organism in Eukaryota, Metazoa, Chordata, Mammalia, Rodentia, Cricetidae. Gene Ontology annotation, cellular component: external side of plasma membrane; membrane. The record is from RefSeq and is a predicted model, not a curated record.
GGAGCCAGUUUGGAUAAUGGCUUAGGCCUGGUAAAGGCAGCCGUCUCUGGUGGCAGAGAAAGCCAAGGGGUUACAGGCACUCUCGUAUCUAGCAUCUUUAAACACUAAAAGCAAACUCUUCAACUUUCACUUUGUGGUUUUGUCAUUGAAGGCUCACCAGCCCAUCCAUGAUGGCCAGACCCCUCAGGGGACCUUACACUAACUAGUUGUGCAGGUGGACGCUGGGACAGUCGCUGUUGUUCAAGUCCAUGCUGGUCUGAAAAGAGUUUCAUUCAAAACAAAGAGAAGGACGAAGCCCAUCUCUGACUCCUGAGCCUCAUGGCACAGCCAGCCAGCCAGCUGGGCACCACAGAUGGAAAGAGCCCCUCGCUGAGGCUCUACCAGGUGGUGCCAGGACCCUUCAGAAUGUAAAGGACCCAUGAUUCAGAGUCCUGUGACCGCUGAGUGGGGCUGUCACUCUGUCGCUUUUUUUACCCUGUGGUCUCAGAAGACUCUAAGGGAGGGUUGAGGGAGGAGCAGGGGUGGGAGGGGCAAGGACGAGGGUGUCUUCUCUUACUACUUAAAAGGGGCUCAAUACCACUUCCUCCCAGACAGGGGUAGCUGGAGACAGAGACACAAGUACAGCCUUCCUGUGUGACUUCAGCUGCCCAGAAAGCAUCAUGGACCUGGGCAAACCCAUGAAAAACUUGCUGGUGGUGGCUCUCCUUGUCAUAUUCCAGGUGUGCUUCUGCCAAGAUGAAGUCACAGAUGACUAUGUUGGUGAGAACACCACAGUGGACUAUACCCUGUACGAGUCGGUGUGCUUCAAGAAAGACGUGCGGAACUUUAAGGCCUGGUUCCUCCCUAUCAUGUAUUCGGUCAUUUGCUUCGUGGGCCUGAUGGGCAACGGGCUGGUGGUGUUGACCUACAUCUAUUUCAAGAGGCUCAAGACCAUGACGGACACCUACCUGCUCAACCUGGCCGUGGCCGACAUCCUCUUCCUCCUCAUCCUCCCCUUCUGGGCCUAUAGCGCAGCCAAGUCCUGGAUCUUUGGGGUCUACCUGUGCAAGUGUAUCUUUGGCAUCUAUAAAGUGAGCUUCUUCAGCGGCAUGCUCCUGCUCCUCUGCAUCAGCAUCGACCGCUACGUGGCCAUCGUCCAGGCCGUGUCAGCCCACCGCCACCGCGCCCGCGUGCUUCUCAUCAGCAAACUGUCGUGCGUUUUUAUCUGGAUGCUGGCCCUGUUGCUUUCCACCCCGGAGCUGCUCUACAGCGGCCUCCAGAAGAGCUACAGCGAGGACACGUGGAGAUGCUCGCUCAUCACUGACCACGUGGAGGCCUUGAUCACCAUCCAAGUGGCCCAGAUGGUCAUCGGCUUUUUAGUGCCUCUGCUGGCCAUGAGCUUCUGCUACCUCGUCAUCAUCCGCACCCUGCUCCAGGCACGAAACUUCGAGCGGAACAAGGCCAUCAAGGUGAUCAUUGCUGUUGUGGUGGUGUUCAUUGUCUUCCAGGCGCCCUACAACGGAGUGGUCCUGGCCCAGACGGUGGCCAAUUUCAACAUCACCAACAGCAGCUGUGAACUCAGCAAGCAGCUCAAUAUCGCCUAUGACGUCACCUACAGCCUGGCCUGUGUCCGCUGCUGCGUCAACCCUUUCUUGUAUGCCUUCAUCGGGGUCAAGUUCCGCAGCGACCUCUUUAAGCUCUUCAAGGACCUGGGCUGCCUCAGCCAGGAGCAGCUCCGGCAGUGGUCUUCCUGCCGGCACGUGCGACACGCUUCCACGAGCAUGGAGGCCGAGACCACCACCACCUUCUCCCCAUAAGGGCUCCCCUGCUCGGACUACGAGCAACUCGCCCAGGGGCCCUAUAGUGGGGACUGGGAGCAGAUGCAAGGACUCAGGACCCACCAAAGAGCUGCUGAGGGAAGAGCAGGUCUGGCCAGUCAGGUUGACCUCAGGGCCAAAGAAACUGCUACCCAUGCUACCUCAACCAAGGCUGGCAGAGACUCUGCUGAGAAAUGAUUACCCAAACCAGGACAGCUGUCCCCAAACUGACAGACAAAAGUAAGAUUUGAGAGGCCAUCGUACCUUCUGGAGUGAAGGGUGUGGGGCUGGUGGACAUGCCCGUGGCGGGAAUGGACUGGUGUGACCUCUGCAGGAACUCUCUGCUAGCCUAGCAAGAAGUCCUGUGGAUUCAAGGACAAAGGUCACAUAUUCCAGAAACUCAGGUUUUGUCCCCCAAAGCCAAGCUGGAGGAAUCACUUCCUGGCUUGAGGAAGGAAGGGGAGCCAUGGACUGACUGGUCUGAUUAACUCUGACUUAGCUCCCUUCUUCCAGCCUCCUUCUCCACGGUCACCAAGCCAACAAGAGAUGGUGGUCUCCAUGCUCCCUCCGAACACUGCUGCCCCUCCCCUCUGCCCCUCCUCAGUUCUCCCCAGGGAGGGGGCGGCGUUUCCUGCCGGCCAGGCUGCAUCAUCAGCCUGAACGCAGUCCCAGCUGGGGCUCUGGAUGACCACGGACAAGUGGUCAGGCCUCUCCUCUCGGGUGGGAGGAAAAAGCUGGGAGGAGGGUCAGGGGCAAGGAGGAAGGUGGCCCUGCUGGCUGACAAAGGCCAGCAAGCUGCUUCUUUAUUCUCUGUCAGCAACAGAAACCUCUCCUCCUGUUCUGCUUUCAAUUUAUAAAAGCACAUAUUUUACUCAGACACAAAUAAAAAUUUCCCUUGAGGAAACAGCAGCUUUAAAAGAUGGAGGGGGGGAAUUCUUUGGUAAAGGGCAAGUGAGUGAGCUCUUUGGUAAUCCCCACACUCCACCUGAUGGCUCUUGCUCACUCGCUUGCUCUGCACACCCGCUCCGCACACCCCUCCACCCCUCCUCGGCAGCCUUCCUUUCUCAGCUCUCAGAAACAUGAGGUCACGGAGUGCCUCCAGAGAGAGGAGCCCAGGAGCCACAAGAGAUGGAAGGAGACUGGAGGGCAGGAUGCUCAUCUCGCAGGAGCCCAGGGCCGUGCGGGCAGCUGUGCACAUGGGAGACCACUCUGAGCAGAGAACGGAAAGGCCAGGUUGUGCCUGGAGCGUCUGUGCCAGGGGACCUUAGUGGACCCCAGCCGCGUUUGCACCCUGGUGUGUUUGCUGUUCCACCAGCCGGGAGCAGCCCUGGUCCUUGUCAGGCAGCCUUCAGACCGCCACAAACCCCUCUGAGAACUCGCGUUUGGUGGAACGCUAAGAGGUCACGGUGGUGUUCUAGAGUAAGGGGCUAGGAUGAGACAGGAGGCACAGGCUGGGUGGGACUCCUCCCUGGGUGCUGGAGAGUCCUCUUUUCUGGCCUCGAGUAACAGUGGCCCUCUGUAGCGCGUGUCUUAGUCCGUUCCUCUUGCCUAUAACAAAAUACCACAGUCGGGGAAACUUAUAAACAAUAGAAAUCUAUUCUCACGGUUGUAGAAGUGAGACGAAGGGCAUAAAGCCCACGCUAGUUCUCUCAAGCCCUUUUCUAAGGCAUUAGCCCCACUCCUGAAGGGCAGAGCCCUCCUGACCAGUCCAUUAUACCCCAAGGGCUCCAGUACCAUCAGUACAGGCUCAGGUUCCUGCAUGGGGCUGUUGGAGGGACAUCUCCAUUCAAAAGACAGCAGUGUAGGGAUCCUUGUGGAAAGCAGAGGGAGAGGACUUGAUUCUGUCCACCCUCACCCCACCCCGCCACAGCCCAAGUGUCCCUGACAUUGUUCCCCAGAGCCCAACUGUGUCCCUACCUUCCCCAAGCCAGAGAGGUUAGUCCAACCCACAAUGCCCAGGAAAGUGUUUGAAGGCACCCUAAGCCCUCUGAGCUUGGAGCAGGGUGUGGAUGAGGCAUGAAGGAGAGAGAGGCCAGCCGUUCACACAGAAAUAGGAUUCCAAUUUCCCCUAAACCCAAAGAAAAUGGAGCCCGCCCCGUAAGGAUGCCCAUUCGCUAAUCUUGGAAGCACAAACACACCCAUUACCCUCCUCCACAGGCUGCAGGGGGCUAGGAGGAUUUUAACACAGGCCAGGAACUGAGCACCCUGGGAGAAGCACGAGGAGACGGGACUAGCACCUAGCACGAGGCACGAGCGAGCGCAGCCAGCAGGCAGCGGCUUUCGGGAUGAUGGGUACUGAAUAUUAAAAGAUACAGCUGCGACUGUGUGACCACAGGCAUUGUGGCAGAAGGAUGAUGCCACUGAAUGUGUACGUCCCCAAGGGGAACCUGCCAGAGUGUGUGUGGGUGUGUGUAUCCUAAUGAGGUUACAGAUGGGAAAACAACCCUCAAUUCCUACAGGGGAGGAAUGUAAGCGAGCGGUCAUGGAAAAGGAAGCUGGGCCAACCACACAAACACGCCACCCUGGCUUCAAAUACAUUUUUCUAGUAUAACUGGACGUCUCCAAAUAUUUACAGAAACAACAAAACCCCCAGCAAUGUUAAUUCCCCAAACUGCUGUGUCUCCGGAGUUCUAACCUCAGCCCUAAGCUGGCUUGACCACUGAGGCCUGGCCUGAUGCACUCUUGUGCCUAUCUUGAACUGAAGGGUGUCCUCCAGAAGAGAAGAGAAGGACCCCCAGGGAGCCCACCUGGGUCUUCUUUCCCAUUCUCCCUUCUCAUCUGCUUGGUACAACAACACCCUCUCCCUAAGCUUGCACCUCCUCGCCAUCAUCCUAGAAUUGCCCACAGAACCCUUCGCUUCUUCAACGCUCCCCUGUUACACACACACACACACACACACACACACACACACACACACACACACACCAGCCCCCAUCCAUAUCCUCCCUGGCUGUACUCAUAGGUCAAAUCUCAGACAUUCCCAGGCCACGGAGCUGCCCUUCCUGCUGGAAGGUACCACCCCGCCUGUUUCACAGGUUCAGCAGACUGCCAGAGACCUCAGGGCACAGGGGCUGACCCCUGUCAUUCUCUAGAUGAAGGAAGGAGC